AAUUGCCAUGCUCCACUUCAAAAAUAUAAACGGCUGACUCUAGUGCAAAUGAGUUCAGUACUGAUGAAGCCUGCGUCCUUGUAUCUUCAUCAAGUUACUCAUAUCUGAUAUGAAUCCCUUGUUCUUGCUUAUGAUUCUACACCUCCUGUUCUUCCUUAACCAGUCAUCAUUUGCUAUCGACGAACACCAGUUCGUCUACUCUGGUUUCACCGGUGCUAACCUCACCCUCGACGACAUGGCUUCUAUCACGCCAGAUGGCUUACUUGAGCUGACAAACGGCAGCCUCUGGCAGAAAGGCCAUGCCUUCCAUCCAACUCCAUUCCGCUUCAGCGAGACACCCAAUGGGACGGUGCAUAAUUUUGCUGUCACAUAUGUCUUUGCCAUCUACUGCGUCCAGCCUGACAUCUGCGGCCACGGCAUCGCGUUCCUCAUCGCUCCAACGAACAACUUCUCUGACGCAAUGCCGACGCAGUACAUGGGCCUCGUCAACGACCACAACAAUGGGAACGCAACCAACCACUUGUUCGCUGUUGAGCUCGACACCAAUCAAAAUGACGAGUUCAAGGACAUAAACAACAACCAUGUUGGAAUCGACGUCAACGGGCUCGAUUCUGUGAACUCCAGCAGCGCCGGCUACUACGACUACAGUAAUGGUAACUUACACAACUUAACACUUGCAAGCUACAAAAUGAUGCAGGUUUGGGUGGAAUAUGACGGGCAUAGCACACAGAUCAAUGUGACCUUGGCUCCCCUAAACAUGGCCAAGCCAUUGAAACCACUGCUCUCUACUACGAACAACCUAUCACAAGUGAUCAGAGACAAGGCAUAUAUUGGCUUCUCAUCAUCAACCGGUUCAUUCAUUGCACGGCAGUACGUACUUGGUUGGAGUUUCGGCAUGAACAUGCCUGUUCUACCCAUUGAAAUCACCAAGCUGCCAAAGCUACCCCAUGAAGGUCCCAAUCCUCGAUCCAAGGUUUUGGAAAUCAUGUUGCCAAUAGGCACUGCAGCAUUUGUUACUGCUGUGGGCACCAUUGUCAUUCUUCUCAUUCGAAGGAAACUAAGGUAUGCUGAACUACGAGAAGAUUGGGAAGUCGAGUAUGGACCACAUAGAUUUUUGUAUAAGGACUUGUAUUAUGCUACUGAAGGAUUUGACAACAAGAAUCUACUAGGCAUUGGGGGGUUUGGAAGGGUAUACAAGGGAGUUCUUCCAAUGUCUAAACUGGAGAUUGCUGUGAAAAGAAUCUCCCAUGACUCUAAGCAGGGCAUAAAGGAAUUUGUUGCUGAGGUUGUAAGCAUUGGCUGCCUCCAACACCGUAAUGUAGUGCAGUUAUAUGGCUAUUGCCGUCGAAAAGGUGAACUUAUUUUAGUGUAUAAACACAUGUCAAAUGGAAGUCUUGACAAGUAUUUGUAUGAUCAAGAGAAGAAGCCAACUUUGAGUUGGGAUCAAAGACUCCGAAUAAUCAAAGGAGUUGCAUCUGGCUUGCUUUACCUUCAUGAGGAAUGGGAGAAAGUGGUACUCCAUCGGGACAUCAAGCCAAGCAACGUGCUCCUCGACGAUGAAAUGAAUGGAUGUCUAGGCGAUUUUGGCCUAGCAAGGCUAUAUGACCAUGGUGCCGAUCCUCAAACCACACAUGUUGUUGGUACCAUAGGAUACCUAGCUCCAGAGUUGGCACGCACCAUCAAGGCAACACCACUCACUGAUGUAUUUUCCUUUGGUAUAUUUGUUCUUGAAGUCACUUGUGGGCGAAAGCCCAUCGAGCAAACUACGCAAGGUAACACGCUGAUCUUGUUCGAUUGGGUGCUCGAUUGCUGGAACAAAGGAUCACUGACAGAUGCAGUGGAUGUCAAGCUCAAAGGUGCCUACAAUGUUGAUGAGGCACGCCUAAUACUAAAGUUAGGAUUGAUGUGCUCGCACCCGUUUACAAAUGUAAGGCCAAACAUGAGGGCAAUCAUGCACUAUCUCAACGGCGAUAUGCCACUACCUGAUCAGCGAACGCCAGCAGAUAUGAGCUUCAACAUGCUUUCCUUCAUGCAGAACAAAGGCUUCAACCCGGUGACCAUGACGAACUCAUUAUCGGUGACAAACAACAGCGCAAUAUCUGAUCUGUCAGGAGGUAGAUGAAAUGCCUAGAUUAUUUAAAACUUGUCCUUAUAAUAUGCAGACAUGUACCCGAUGCACUGUCAAUAUAAUCUGAUUGUAAAUAUAAGCAUGUAUUAUCAUAUA
Molecule: messenger RNA, 2224 nt
Organism: Phragmites australis (common reed)
Lineage: Eukaryota; Viridiplantae; Streptophyta; Magnoliopsida; Poales; Poaceae
Product: L-type lectin-domain containing receptor kinase SIT2-like
Exons: 1
Coding region: 110-2122 (670 amino acids)
Biological process (GO): protein phosphorylation
Cellular component (GO): plasma membrane
Molecular function (GO): protein kinase activity; carbohydrate binding; ATP binding
Source: RefSeq, a predicted model, not a curated record